ACGUAACCGAAAUGCAAAAAUUUCCACAAUUCCUUAAAACCAAUUGUUGCUCGUUAGCCUGGUCUAUAGCCAAGCGCACGGCCGUAACACAACAAAAUGUGAACACUAAUUCGAAUCGCAUCCGUAUUGUGGAGGUGGGUCCAAGGGAUGGCUUACAAAAUGAACCCAAAUUGUUGCCUGCAGCUACCAAGAUCGAAUUAAUAGAUCGUUUAUCGGAGACGGGUUUAACCAGCAUUGAGGCCACUAGUUUUGUGAGUGCCAAAUGGGUACCACAAAUGGGCGAUAAUACUGAAGUUUUCCGUGGCAUCCGUAAAGUUCCGGGCAUUAGUUAUCCCGUAUUGACUCCGAAUUUAAAAGGCUUUGAGAGUGCCCUGGAAGCUGGAGCCGAAGAGGUGGCUGUCUUUGGUGCUGCAUCGGAUGCGUUCUCGUUAAAAAAUGUAAACUGCACCGCAGCCGAGGCCAUUGAACGUUUUCGUCCCGUAUUGAAGGCAGCCCAGAAGCACGGUGGGAUUCGUGUCCGUGGUUAUGUGUCAACUGUAGUUGGGUGCCCGUAUGAGGGUGCCAUUUCCCCAUUAGCCGUGGUCAAAGUCGUUGAAGCUCUGCACAAAAUGGGCUGCUACGAAAUCUCCUUGGGCGACACCAUUGGUGUGGGCACACCGGGUAGCAUGCGACGCAUGUUGGAUGAGGUGGUUAAGGCUGUGCCUCCGGAGAAUUUGGCUGUUCAUUGUCAUGAUACCUAUGGACAGGCUUUGAGCAAUAUUCUUGUAUCCCUCGACUAUGGCAUUCGGGUGGUAGAUGCUUCCGUUUCUGGUCUAGGUGGUUGUCCCUAUGCUCGUGGAGCUUCAGGCAAUGCAGCCACUGAAGAUGUCAUCUACAUGUUGCAUGGCCUUGGCUUGGAGACAGGUGUCCAGCUGGAAAAAUUAAUUGGCGUGGGCAGAUAUAUCUGCUCCCAGCUGGGCAGACCAAGCGAAUCCAAGGUUAAUCGCACCUGGAAGGGAGCCACCACCUCCUAAUAAUUGUGAUUACAAAGGAUCAGUGAUUUAUCCCCAAUGUAAACGAUGGCAUUUACUAGAAAUACUUGAAAAUUGUU
This is a messenger RNA of Drosophila willistoni, 1090 nucleotides long. Its product is annotated as hydroxymethylglutaryl-CoA lyase, mitochondrial. Gene Ontology annotation, molecular function: hydroxymethylglutaryl-CoA lyase activity. Gene Ontology annotation, biological process: L-leucine catabolic process; ketone body biosynthetic process. The coding region runs from base 12 to 1013 and encodes 333 amino acids. The record is from RefSeq and is a predicted model, not a curated record. Lineage: Eukaryota; Metazoa; Arthropoda; Insecta; Diptera; Drosophilidae. The transcript has 2 exons.